AUGGAGGGAUUUAGAUGUGCAAGUAAUGAAGAAAGCUAUGAACUGUCCUACAGAAUUACAAUUGAUGGAAAAGAAUAUACAAUCAAUCUAGUGCAAAGAACAUUUUUGCCUCAUAAUUUUAGAGUUUACAGUUAUAAUGGUACACAAAGUAUGACACCUCUUGAACAAAACUUUCAGAAUUUUUGCUACUACCAAGGCAAUAUUGAAGAUCACCCAAAAUCUAUGGUCAUCCUCAGCACAUGUGCUGGACUCAGGGGCUUAUUGCAGUUUGAAAAUGUCAGUUAUGGAAUUGAGCCCUUGGAGCCUUCCAUUGGUUUUGAACAUGUUAUUUACCAAAUCAAACAUAAGAAUGUUGGUCUUUCUUUAUACGCUGAGGAAGAUAUUGAAUCAACAAAAUUUCCCUACAAAACAAAACGUAUAAAGGCAAUUAAACAGUUAUUUCAGUACAUAGAAAUGCAUAUUGUAGUUGAAAAAUAUUUGUAUAGUCAUAUGGGUUCUGAUGUUGCUGUUGUCACUGAAAAAAUUUUCCAGCUAGUUGGAAUAAUGAAUGCUAUAUUUACUUCAUUUAAUCUCACAAUACUGCUAUCUUCAGUGGAGCUUUGGAUAGAUGAAAACAAAAUUCCAGUAGGUGGAGAUGCUAAUGAGUUAAUGCACAGAUUUUUAAAAUGGAAAAAAUCUUACCUUGUUCUGCGUCCACAUGAUGUGGCCUUUUUACUUGUUUACAGAGAAAAGCCAGAUUAUGUUGGUGCAACCUUUGAAGGAAAGAUAUGUGAUGGACAAUAUGGAGGCGGUGUUGCACUGCACCCCAAAUCCCUAAGUCUAGAAUCACUAGCAGUUAUUCUAGCUCAAUUACUGAGCCUUAACAUGGGGAUAGCUUAUGAUGACAUUAAGAAAUGCCACUGCUCACAGUCUGUCUGCAUAAUGAAUCCAGAUGCAAUUCAUUCUAGUGGUGUGAAGAUCUUUAGUAACUGCAGCAUGGAAGAUUUUGCACAUUUUAUUUCAAUGCCAAAGUCAAACUGUCUUCGAAAUCAGCCACGUUUGAGUCCAUUAUAUGUGGAAAAUGCGCCGGUUUGUGGAAAUGGAAUAAAAGAAGAGGGUGAACAGUGUGACUGUGGGUCUUCAGAGGAAUGUAGUCAGAUAGUUGAAAAUUGCUGUGAAGGUACCAAAUGUGAACUGAAAGAAGGUACUGAUUGUGAUUCUGGGUUGUGCUGUUCAAAUUGUCAGUUUUCUACAGAAACAUGUAGGCCGGCUGAUACCAGCUGUGACGUAAAGGAGGUAUGUAAUGGUUCACAUCCUGACUGCCCAGAAGACAUAUAUUAUUAUGAUGGACGACCGUGUGGAAGUGCUAAUAAGUGGAUAUGUUACCACGGACAGUGUGUAAGUGGGGAUGCACAAUGUGAGAGUAUAUUCCAAGGUUCACAGUUUGGUUCUGAUGAGUGUUUUGAUCACCUCAAUGCUGUGGGUGAUAUAGCUGGGAGCUGUGGUUUGAAAGGUACAGAGUACAUAAAGUGCUCAUCUAGAAACACAAAGUGUGGAAGAUUAAUUUGUUCAGCUACAACAAGUAAAAUAUUUCACAUUCCUCAUGCCUCUGUUUUUUAUACCAACGUAAGUGGAAAUAUUUGUCUUUCAAUGGAAUAUGAGGGAAAAGAAGUGGAUGAAAGUAAUUCGUGGAUAAGAGAUGGAACUGUUUGUGGUGACAAUAUGCUGCUUGGCAUGCGUCUUCUGAGAAGUUUAGUGGAGAAUAAGGGCCUGGAGGGUGAAUCAACAUGGCAGCAACUGUGGGAGCAUUGCUCUAACAAGGAAUGCAAAGGCAAUGAAAAUUUGGGUUACACUGGAUGUCAGGAAAAUUGCACAAGUAAUAAUACGAUAUGCAAUAACUAUAAACAAUGUAUGCAAGUUCAAAAUGAAUCAAGUGAACCAGUUUUAUUUGAAAUAAUGUCUCCCUCUGGAGAAGGCACGAUGAAAAAUAUUUAUCAUUCCACACAAAAGGUUUUAAAAUGGCCUUUAUUCUUACUCAUUCCUUUUCUUAUUCUUCUCAUUGUGUUAAUUGCUAGUGUGGUAAAAGUUCAUGACCAAAGAAAGAAACGGAAAAUUGAGGAAUAUACAAGCACUGAGGAAGUAGAAAGUGAGAAUGAAUCCAAAGAAUAG
Messenger RNA from Sorex fumeus (smoky shrew), 2148 nucleotides. RefSeq names its product ADAM metallopeptidase domain 2 (gene ADAM2). NCBI's taxonomy places the organism in Eukaryota, Metazoa, Chordata, Mammalia, Eulipotyphla, Soricidae. Bases 1 to 2148 code for a protein of 715 amino acids. Gene Ontology annotation, cellular component: plasma membrane. Gene Ontology annotation, biological process: cell adhesion; binding of sperm to zona pellucida; proteolysis. Gene Ontology annotation, molecular function: metalloendopeptidase activity. The transcript has 20 exons. The record is from RefSeq and is a predicted model, not a curated record.